AAAUUUCCACGCGCUACUGUACGACGUCAUAGGAGCCUAGGUAGCCCUCCAUAUAUAUAACUCCAUGCUAUCACGUUUUUACUUGCCAAAGAUGAACAAAAAUCGAAAUCUGCUCCCCAAUAGUGAAGGAGAGAUGGUGUUCUCCCAACACUAUCUCUCGUUGUAAUCAAAAACAAGUAUCUGAGAAAGACAGAUUCCUCCCAAUUUUCCAUCUUUCUCAGUGACACUCUCUCGGGAAACGCCGGGUUUACGGCGAGCGUUCCAGUAUCACUAUAUUUCAGUGUAAUCAGUUGACAGAUAGGAUUUAACAUGGCCGAAAAUGUACUGGGGUCCGAGAUCGGCUUUCAGGAUUAUCACGCUACCGAAGCAAUUCAUUUAGAUAUUGAAGAGCUAGAUGAUGCUGAAUAUGCCAUCCCGGCGGUGGAGGAGCCACCCUCCUUAGAGAGUAUUUUGACGGAACUAGAUUCUGGUUCACUAUCUGGAACAGAAGAUGAGUUUGUAACACCAGCAGAAAAACUGGGAGGUAGCGAGACAGCCAGCGUAGGGAGCUUAUUAUCUCUAAAUUCUGUCAGUAAACCAUUUAGACCAUCUCAAUCACAAUCGUCGAGUGCUAUAUUGAGGCACGUUAUACUGAAGGGAAUAUCUUCACAAAUUUCAUCAGCCAGCGAAAGGAUAAAUGCUGGUUUAGCAAGCGCCAUGGCUGCUGGUGGUAACAUGUUAGUCAUAGGCACCAGUCACGGUUUGAUUCUGGGCUUUGAUUCUAAUCAAACCUUACGUUGGUGCGACCAAGAAGCUAGGCACCAAGGCUCCGUUUCAGCUUUAUGCUUCAAUCACGAUGGUUCGAGACUAUUAGCAGGCUUUGCAAGAGGACACAUACUAAUGCUAGAAAGCUCUAGUGGAAAAGUUUUAAGGACACUCACUGACGUACAUCCUCCUGGGACUGCAGUGUUACAUGUGAAAUUCACAGACUCACCAAAACUGGCUUUGUGCAGUGACAGUGGGGGUUCUGUAUUUGAAUUAAAUUUUACUCGCGUUAUGGGAGUUAGAGGCUGCGACAGCAAAUGUCUCUUUAGCGGUUCAAGGGGCGAAGUUUGUACAUUGGAACCCCUUCUAUUGAACCAACUCCCGACACAUUCGCUGAAGAAUUAUACGCUGGUCGCAAUGGCUACUUUAUCAAAGGUAAUAGUUGUUUCUAUAAGACCACGGAUGCGGGUGGUUCUCACGCAUGCCUUAGGCGGGACAGCCAUUGCUCCGCCACAAGUAUCGUGGCAGCUAGUUGUCAUACAAGCCGCAGAUUCGACCCGUGUCGUUGAUCCUGUGUUGGCCUUAGCUCGAGAUGAUGCCGUACACUUCUAUCAGGUUUGCACGGAACGAAAUUCUAGGAUACGUCUUUCACCAUUGCAACGUGUUACUGUUUCCUAUAUGAUCAGCAAUUUAAGAUGGCUAAACGCAAGGUCCCUGGCACUGCUUGAUACGCAGGAAAAAUUGCAUUUGCUUGAUGUCAGAUUGCAAGACGAAUUGGAAACUCUGGACUUGAGUAGAGUGGGAAUUUCCUAUGCAUCCAGUCAUUUCAAAGGACUGUCUACUGGUGGCAAUGUCUCAAAGGCAAUGGCGUUGGCGGGUGAAAGAGCUUGUUAUAAUACAGUAAUCGCUUUUGGCAGUCAACUGCUACUACUCGGAACCAAAAGCCUUCACGCAGUUUGCAUAAGAACCUGGACUGAACGUUUACGCCACUUAACACUGCAACGGCGUUUCCCAGAAGCCCUUGCCUUGGGGCUUUCUUUUUAUCAGGACAAAGGACAAGCUGUCGUAGGUUUGUGUGGUUCCAAGCAACGCCGUAAGCAGAUUGCCCGUGACAAGGUCUGUGAUGUUUUAAUUCAGUACAUGGAUGACUUAAAUCACUGCUCCGUCGAGAACUGCGCAGAAGUGGUGGAAAGCUGCGUGAAUUUCUGCAUACAAUUAGAAAAUACCGACUUAUUAUUUGGCAAACUGUGGGAACUUGUAUGCGAAACAGACGAAUUUAGAGGAAGCUAUUUACGAGCACUUGAGGGCCCACUGUUGAAUGGAAGUCUGGCUCCACGAUUACCGCCACUUAUCUCUCAACAGUUAGUGAGCUUGUAUGAACAAGAAGAACGAUUGGAUUCAUUACAGGCCAUCAUCGUCUUGCUUGACGUUGAUUGUUUGGACAUACAUCAAGUAACAAAAGUAUGUGGUCAACAAGGGCUCUGGGAAGCUCUGAUUUAUUUGCAGACAUCCGCUCUAAGUGAUUUUACAGCACCAAUUCACCAGCUCAUGCCAGUUCUCCAAAUGGCACUUGCCAAUGCCAGAACACAGAAGUUAUCACCGGAUAAAAUAAGAUUAGGCAAUGCCAUUUUAGUAUAUGCCAGUUGCUGCCUUGCAGGCCGUGGAUUUCCUAGAGGCAAUCUACCAGAAGGUGUAACUCAGAGAGCCAAAGCUGAUGUCUUGCGCGCUCUUUUGUCGCAGCAUUCAAGUUCAGCGAGUGACGCUGAAAGGCAGUACCCGUAUAUCAGAACCUUACUUGAAUUUGAUGCCAAAGGUUUUCUAGAUGUGAUAACGAUUGCAUUUCAAGAACCAGAAUUCAUGUCUGAAAUGGGUUUGCGGCAGCGUCAGAGAUUGAUUGACAUUUUACUGAACAUAGUUCUGCCCACCACACCUCUAAGUCCUGAUAAUUAUGAUUACUUGACUGAUGAACAAAGAGCAGUAGUUUUAAAUUUUAUAUCCAAUGAAGUGGCUGAAAGCUCGGUAACAUUAGAAGCCGGUGCGUUGAACAGGAUGGUAGAAAUGUUAUCGACUGGUACAAACAACAGUGAAGACAUGUCAAGAGACAUUGAAGUUGAAAAAGAAAAUGCAAUUCUGCAACUUUUACACUCAAAGAAGUUGACAAAUAUAUCUGAUAACUGCCUACUCAAUCUUGCACAUAAUGCUAACUUUUUGCGAGUUGCUGAAACCAUUUACUGCGGGCAAGAAGACUGGAUAUCAGUUUGCCGAUGCAUGCUGACAGACAAGUCACGUCGUUAUGAAGUAUGGGAAUGGCUGGACUGUUUGCCAUUAGACUCACUGCAAGCAGUUGUUACCGCACAUGCUGCUGAGUUGGUGACAGUUGAUGCAGCUCGAACAGCAGUGCUCAUAAGUAAUCGAAUGCCAAACAGUUUAGAUAACAUUCUUCAAAAAAUGAAUGAAGAUCCGAAGUUAGAGUACGCUUUGCUCGGAGCCUUGUAUCAAUUAAUUCAGUAUGGAGAAGAGGAUAUAAAAAUGGAAUUAACCACAGAAAUACUUGAAAAGUACUUGAAAUUAAUGUGUAAUUUAGAACCGGAGCGUGUUGUUCAACAUCUCUGUGGACCACACGGUUGUCGGUUGAACGAAGUUCUGAAAAUAGUCCAGGAUAUAAACCAUACAGAAGCUAUAGCUCUUAUGUUAGAAAAAUUAGGCAAUUAUCAAGAAGCAUUCGAUUUACUACUAGCGGAUCUUCAAAGUCUGUUUGAAAUGCACUGCGGUGGGGAUAUCAAGAGUAACAAGGCUAUUCAAGCAACUUCAGAAUUAGCAGCACUAUGCAGACGAGCUGCUGGCCAUCUGGACUGGAUGCCGCUAGUAGAAACAGUGUUACAUCCAUAUACCGAAAACAAUAUCCAAAAAGGUGAAUCGCUACAAGGCAAGUUGCUUCGAAUCGUGCUAGAGUCAUUGAGCGGCACCACAACCCUGUCCACAGUAUUAGAACAAAUUUUAAAACAUCCUCUAGCUACUGGUGGGACAAUUGGUGAUAUAAGAGAAUUAUUAACUGGCGUUUUGACACACUCUUGUUACGAUCAAACACUAGUCGAAGCAAGUGCAAGAUUAGUAAGCAUGGAACUGCAUGAAGCUCUUAAAAAAUCUCUCAGGGAUGCGGGCAAAGCGUUUCAAAAUGUGUGCUUAUAUUGCCCAGUGUGUCGGCGAGGACUUUCACAAUGCACAGAUUAUGCAGUAGUGUUUAGAUGUGGGCAUGGAUACCAUAUAUCUUGCAUAGGAGAUUCUAAAGUAUGCUACCAGUGCUUGCGGACUAAGGGCUGGGCACCAACAGUGACCAAUUCACUUCCAACAACUAAAAGACCACCGGAAAAACGGAAGAAUCAGCCACCAAGCCUUACGACGGACAGAGAUCUCAGACUACGGCUAGCGCCACAAAUUCUUCUUCCAGACUUUGAGGGAAUAUUUUAAUAUAGUCUCUCAAUUUUACACAUACACAAAAUAAAUAAAUAUGAGCUCCUCAGUUGAAAAAUUCACCAGCAUCCUGUAGUUGAGGUUACAUUAACGUAGAUGUCACGAAAAUGGUAAUUUAGAAUAGAGGCAAUUUUUUGCAGAAGUAAAAUGGAGUAAAUAAUUUAAAAAAAUGAAUUCGUUAAUUAUCAUUGAGAAUUUAUUGAAUACCUUACAAACAUAGCCACCAAAGUUUUAUACAAACCUACAUGGAAAAACGUUCUACAUUUUAAGGGGGGUGUCCCAUUUUUGUCCGCUGAAAUGAGUUUUUUUUCUAUUCUAAAAAAAAAUGAAACUACGCGAUCAAUUAUUUCUAAAUUUUCAGCAUACAUUAUUGAUAUAUAAGGGGUUAAAAAAAAGCAGCCAAUUAUUUUUAUAAAAAAUUUCGCCUGCUGUCUCACCUCGUCAUACAGGAUCUUUUCACUUCUGGUAGUCCGCAAAGAACCAAACAGGAUUUUAGUUCGUACUUACGUAGUUACUGUUCAAUGAACCAGUAUGAAUAAAAAAAUUUUUUACGAAACCGUUCACUUGCAAAACUCAAAUGGCCAUUAUGCUAAAUCAAUUUGACAAUAACUACACGCUGGAAAUUUUGAAGUAAUAAAUUGCAGUUUAAUUUUUUUUAUAUUACAAAAAAACAUCUCAUUUUAGCGGACACAAAUGGGACACCCCUCUUAACACAGAUAGGUUAUCUAUAUGCUAGAUAUAGCAUUAAGUGCAGAGAUUCAUUCGAACAUACCGUAGGUACUAACCAGAAUUGACGCUGAUUUCUUACUUUAUUCCUUAAUCACGUUAUUCUUCGUUAUUAUCAUCCACUCGUAAAAAUAAAACGGCAGAAGACCGCUUCUAUAAGUUCGUUUCUACAAGUGGUGGUCAAGUAAUUUAAAUUAAAUCAAAUCAAAAUGUUCGGAAUUGACAAUUGAGUGCAUGAGAAACAAACUUGUAGGAACGUCACUUGUAGAAACGAACUUGAAGACAUCGGCACUUGUAGAAAUGAACUUGUAAAAACGAUACCUUCUCCAUAAAACACAUAGGUGAAAUAUUUCAAUGGUCGUAUACACAAAAUAAUUUACUAUUGAAAAUUAUUUAAUUUCUAAGGGAAAACAAAUCUUGUACCAGUCAUUGUGUAUUUAUGUAUAGUGUAAAUUAUUGCAAUACUUACAUAUACUUUGUGUGUGAUAUAAUUAGAUAUCAUCACAUCAUUUCUUAGGAUAAGAAUUAUCGGCUAUAUCAAAUUGUCAUCAGUCAAAUAAAUCUAUUACAUAUAUGAAAUUGUACUGAUAUAUUUUCAUUUAAUUGAUACAUGUUAUGCAGGGAUUUCUUAUGUCAAUUUCAUCACACUUUUUUCCAUACAUUCUCACGAAUAUUAAUUACUAUUACAAGGAGUAUGUGCAAAUCAAUUAUUGGGAAACAAAAAAUGCUGCAUCAAAGGAAGCAUGGAUUAACAAAAGAACAGAUUAAUUAAGUAACCAAUGUUAACACAGUUAUUGCUACAAAGUAUUUUUGUAUUAUAACCCUGUACACAAUUUUAGGUAGGGAAUUAGUUGUAGGUAUAAAGCAGUGAUUAUCUGUGUUUAGUAUUGUCUUUCAUAUUCAAGCUGCACGCAAAUGAGACGAAGAAUUAAUAUACAUAGGUAUGUAUACUGCAGCACAUGUGUAGAAAAUACUGAUUGUUCUUAGCGAGUUAUUCAUCUCGAAAAUAUUUUUUCUUCCAAUGAGACUAACUUUACUUCAAACUUUACAAUAUCCGAAAAACGUACGAGAACACGGAUUGUGUAUAUUAACAGUGUGACAAAAAGUUACUCAUUCUUCAGUAAUUCGUGAAAAAUCAUACGCGACAAGGCAGUGCUGAAAUAUUCACACUUACUUCUUACUUUCGAAUUGUCACUAAAUGGUUGUCUUGGCAUUA
Messenger RNA from Neodiprion virginianus, 6157 nucleotides. It is a transcript of the gene Vps8, whose product is annotated as vacuolar protein sorting-associated protein 8 homolog. NCBI's taxonomy places the organism in Eukaryota, Metazoa, Arthropoda, Insecta, Hymenoptera, Diprionidae. The record is from RefSeq and is a predicted model, not a curated record. The coding region runs from base 310 to 4212 and encodes 1300 amino acids. The transcript is spliced from 15 exons. Gene Ontology annotation, biological process: endosomal vesicle fusion; protein targeting to vacuole. Gene Ontology annotation, molecular function: protein binding. Gene Ontology annotation, cellular component: HOPS complex; late endosome.